Molecule: messenger RNA, 3221 nt
Organism: Salvelinus sp. IW2-2015
Lineage: Eukaryota; Metazoa; Chordata; Actinopteri; Salmoniformes; Salmonidae
Product: ectonucleoside triphosphate diphosphohydrolase 4-like
Biological process (GO): UDP catabolic process
Cellular component (GO): Golgi apparatus
Molecular function (GO): UDP phosphatase activity; GDP phosphatase activity
Source: RefSeq, a predicted model, not a curated record
UUGGGUGUUAUGAUAACAAUAUCAGUUUAUAUACCAAAUAUGUAUUAAAUGUAUUGCAGUCAUAUCCCACACUGUUCAGUUUUGUUUCUGUUUCCAAUGAACUUGCAAAUGUUUCUUCAAUUGUGGCAAUUUGGGAGUUGUACUAUCACAGUUGCCUUGCCUUGGACCCGUGAAAGCUAUCAGAAUACUCAGGAACCAAUUAGCCUCUUGAGACAUUGAAAUGAGCAAGAAAAUAAUUUACUCAAACCCCAAAAAUGCAUGGAGAAAAGCACACGUGCUUGAAGAAUGACAUACUGACUGACUGGCUACUUACUGGCUACUUACUGCAAGCGGGCUACACCAGUGAAAAAAUGACGUCACUCACAUCUGCCUGACCUGCGUAUUGGAUAGGUAACGUUAGCUAUCUAGCCUAGCCACUGUGCUUUCAGCAAUUCCUCCUACUAGCUAAGUUAGUAUUAGUAAUGAUAGUCCGUAGCUAAUGUUUUAUGUAACGAAGUCGUUCGAAACUCAAUGGUUUUAGAUGCACCGUAGACCAUGUGCAGGUGGGACAAUGUUGGUGAGGGUCCGAAGCCAACACUUCCGGUCUUCAGUGGCCCAUUGGAUUUCCAUCCAGUGAACUAGUAAGACAGUUCACGUCAUGGAAAGGAUCAACUUAUCAUGCCUCCCAGCCUCCUGGCACUUCAGCCUGUCGUCCCUGGUUCUACCCAGUGUCCCACUACCUUCAUUCAGGCAGCUGUUCUUCUUUGGUCUGCUGGUGGGACUGCUAGGACUGAUUUACCUGUUGCUGGUAACAGGAAAGGGCCAGGACAGCUGGAACAGAAAGGACAACUAUUUCCACAGACACUUGGCGAGGGUCACAGAUGUGGAGGCCACAGACACUAGCAAUCACAACCUUAACUAUGGUCUGGUGGUGGACUGCGGCAGCAGUGGCUCCAGGGUGUUUGUGUACUGUUGGCCCAGGCACAAUGGUAAUCCCCAUGACCUGCUUGACAUCCGACAGAUGAGAGAUCAGCACAGGAAGCCAGUGGUCAUGAAGAUCAUACCAGGUAUCUCGGCUCUAGCAAAAACACCAGAGAAGGCCAGUGAUUACAUCCACCCCCUGCUGAGCUUUGCUGCCCGGCACAUUCCGAAACACAAGCACCAGGAGACCCCUCUGUACAUAUUUUGCACAGCUGGAAUGAGGGUGCUGCCUGACGGUCAACAGGAGGCACUUCUUGAGGAUCUAAGGACUGACGUCCCUGUCCGUUUCAACUUCUUCUUCUCUGAUUCCCAUGUGGAGGUCAUUUCUGGCAAGCAGGAAGGUGUGUAUGCAUGGAUUGGAAUCAACUUUGUCCUUGGAAAGUUUAAUCAUGUGGAUAGUGAAAGGGAUGCAGUAGUAGAGGUGCAGGUCCCAGGAGGUGACCAGCAGGAGGCGCUGGUGAGGACACGGACCGCCGGUGUUCUGGACAUGGGUGGCGUCUCCACACAGAUAGCGUACGAAGUGCCCAAAACUGUAAGCUUUGCUUCUCCACAACAGGAGGAAGUGGCCAAAAAUUUGCUUGCAGAGUUCAACCUGGGUUGCGAUGCCCACCGGACAGAGCAUGUCUACCGGGUCUAUGUGUCCACCUUCCUGGGCUUUGGAGGAAAUGCUGCUCGACAAAGAUACGAGGAGAGCAUUGUCAUGAACACUCUCACUAAAAACAAGCUCCUGGGUCAGCAUGUAGGUGAGACAGGAGAGUCCCCCCUCCUGGACCCAUGUCUACCCUCAGACCUGCAGGAUGAGGUGGGGCCAGUCACACAGAAACUCCACCUGCUUGGCACGGGGGAUUUUGAUCACUGUAGACAGCUGCUUCAGCCCUUCCUCAACCACACCAAUGAGACUCACUCCUCCCUCAAUGGCAUCUACCAGCCUCCCAUUGACUACCCCAACAGCCAGUUCUAUGGGUUCUCUGAGUUCUACUACUGCACAGAGGAUGUGUUGCGCAUGGGCGGGGAUUUUAACUCCUCAAAGUAUGCCAGUGCUGCCAAGAGUUACUGCGCCACUCAGUGGAGAACUCUGAAAGAGCGAUUUGACUCGGGCUUGUAUGCCUCUCACGCUGAUGUUCACAGGCUCAAGUACCAGUGUUUUAAAUCAGCCUGGAUGUAUGAGGUAUUCCACACAGGCUUCUCCUUCCCUACGGACUACAAAAACCUGAGGACUGCCCUUUUGGUCUACGAUAAAGAGGUACAAUGGACUCUUGGAGCCAUCCUUUACAGAACCCGUUUUUUGCCUUUGAGGGAUAUUCAGCAGGAGAGCCUGAAAGGAGUCUACUCCCACUGGCGUCACAGGUUCUCCUUUGUCAACAACUACUACUUGUUCUUGGCCUGCUUCCUGGUUGUCCUCCUAUCCAUCCUGCUCUACUUGCUGCGCCUCCGACGUAUCCACAGCUGUACCACGCAACGCUGCACCCACUCUACUGUUGAGUGGCUAGAGGAGGGUCUCCGAUCCCACCCGCUCCCUAUCACCCUGUAGACUUCACAUCUGUCACUCCAAAAUCAGCCUUUUCUUUCCCAGCUGGAAUCCAUUUGCCUGCACCUUUAUGUUAAGGUCUUAAUUUCUUAGCUGGAAAUGAACAAGACUAGAACUUAGAUCGAUUUUGAAUGAGUCCAAUGAACAGACAUCAGACAGCAUUGGGAUGAACUGGUGUGGGAGAUAUUGCAUGUUGAGUUUGCACCAUCCAUGAAAUUCUUUGUGAAUGUGUUUUUUAUGAUAUCAAAAUAUCAGCCUUUUUUAUGUUUCUGGAAAUGUGAACGAGGUACAAAGAGCGUAACUAUCCUUGCCUGAAGUUUGUGAGGUCCCAUCCGUACUUGGUCCAGUUAGGCAGGCUUGUUCAAGCUUCCUGUAAGGUUCCAAUGGCAGCUGCCUUACAACUUACCCUAAUUAGUCAUUCCUAAAACGGCAUAUUGUGAAAGAACGCCCCUAAACUGCUGUUUUUUCCAAUAUAGGAGCACAUCAUUGAAUGAAUGUGACAAGACAAUAGUAGGGGUAUGAGGACGAUGAUGAAACAGUUACUGUUUUACAGUACAUAUUUAUAGAUUCACGGUUCUUGAUAAUCUGUCACAUUAUCCUGAUGCAAUUUAAUUUCAGUGUCAUUGUUUCUAGCGUCUCUGUUUGCAUUUUGGGUGCAUGAUCAGUGAAUGUUUAUUGGUUGUGGGCACCUCUGUUCACCCUCAAAGUUUAUUGCUCUGACGGGCACCUGUCA